Camellia sinensis is the source of this 615-nucleotide messenger RNA. Lineage: Eukaryota; Viridiplantae; Streptophyta; Magnoliopsida; Ericales; Theaceae. The record is from RefSeq and is a predicted model, not a curated record.
AUGUCUCACUCCCUAGCAAUUCUCACCACUCUAGCACUCCUCCUCAUCACCCACUCCCAGGCAUCCGACCCCGAAACAGUCUCCGACUUCAACGUCCCCAAUGGUGCCGACGAGUCCAAACUCGAUGGCGUCUUCUUCACUUACACAGGUCUCCGAGGUGGAGCCGCAUCCACCUCCUCCACCACCGGUCUUGGCCGUAAAUCCGUGACGGUCCAAGACUUCGCUGCCCUCGAUGGCAUGGGAGUCUCCAUGGAACUCAUGGAGUUCCAACCGGGCUCCGUCAACGUCCCUCACACCCACCCGAGGGGCGCGGAGAUUCUGUUCGUUGUCGAUGGUUCAUUAACUGUCGGCACGACAGAUAGUAAUGGAAAACUUUACAAGAACGUGCUUCAAAAGGGUGAUGUGUUUGUUUUCCCGAAGGGCUUGCCUCAUUACCAAGCGAAUUUCGAUAAGACCAAUAAGGCUGUUGCUGUGGCAGCUUUUGGGAGCUCCAAUGCUGGAACUGUUUCACUUCCCAAGAGCUUGUUUGGAUCGAAUAUUGACAAUGAAGUUCUUACUAAGGCGUUUAAGAUCUCUGCUGAUAAUCUUCAGCAGCUCAGAGCUGGACAGAACUGA